GCGGGUCUCGGGGAAGUGGCAGCCGGCGACCGAACGAGCGAAGGCGGCGGCCGCGAGCGGGGAAAACUGCAAAAAUGUCUCUGUAUCCAUCCCUUGAAGACUUGAAGGUAGACAAAGUGAUUCAGGCUCAAACCGCAUUUUCUGCAAACCCUGCCAACCCAGCAAUUUUGUCUGAAGCUUCUGCUCCGAUCCCUCAGGAUGGAAGUCUCUAUCCUAAGCUGUAUCCGGAGCUCUCUCAGUACAUGGGUCUGAGUUUAAAUGAAGAAGAAAUUCAUGCAAACAUGGUCCUGGUCUCUGGAGCACCAGCUCAGGGGCAAAUGAUAGCAAGACCUUCCAGUAUGAACUACAUGGUGGCUCCUGUAACUGGUAAUGACGUUGGAAUUCGUAGAGCAGAAAUUAAGCAAGGAAUUCGUGAGAUCAUUUUGUGUAAGGAUCAAGAUGGGAAAAUUGGACUCAGGCUUAAAUCAGUAGACAAUGGUAUAUUUGUUCAGCUAGUCCAGGCAAAUUCUCCAGCCUCUUUGGCUGGCCUGAGAUUUGGGGACCAAGUACUUCAGAUCAAUGGGGAAAACUGUGCAGGUUGGAGUUCUGAUAAAGCCCACAAGGUGCUCAAACAGGCUUCUGGGGAGAAGAUUACUAUGACUAUUCGUGACAGGCCCUUUGAACGGACCAUCACCAUGCAUAAGGACAGUACUGGUCAUGUUGGGUUUAUCUUUAAGAAUGGAAAGAUAACAUCCAUAGUGAAAGACAGUUCUGCAGCUAGAAAUGGUCUUCUCACCGAACAUAGUAUCUGUGAAAUCAAUGGACAGAAUGUCAUUGGAUUGAAGGAUUCUCAGAUUGCAGAUAUCUUGUCAACAUCUGGGACUGUCAUCACUAUCACAAUCAUGCCUGCUUUUAUCUUUGAACAUAUUAUUAAACGGAUGGCACCAAGCAUUAUGAAAAGCCUGAUGGACCACACCAUUCCUGAGGUUUAAAAGAAAAGGCACAGCGGAAAAUUUGCCACAAUUACUUCAGUUUACUCCUUGGGCAACUUCGCUAUUAUGCACACGAAGCUUUCUAGAAGCCAGAGAGCAUAUGCUGCAUGGGGACCUUCCUGUCUUACAUGAUGGCUGGGAAUCUUCAUGUUUGAUCUCAUAUCUUGUUCAGAAUUCAAGAUAGUUGUAGCCUUAUCCUGGUUUAACAAAUGUGAAACUUUGCAGACUUACCGACUUUGAUAGAAUAGUUUGUCGACCAGACACCUGGUGUUUUUACAAGCCAUUAUGAUUAGUGUGACUGAUACAGACUUAGCUUUGUGUUAGAACUUGUCACUUUUAUCCUAGUUAUGAAGGAAUGCUACUCAUCUUUCUUUAAUACUAUCGCAUAGUUGCCUUUUUACUGUUACUAUAGCACAUUCAGAAUAAUUCCCUUGGAUGGAUUUUUCUUCUUCUGUGUGAGUGUACAAAACCUCAAGUCACACUGGUUCCAUCCCACGUAAGCAUUACACAGGCUGAUGGUGUGUUUUUAUCACCAUUAAAUCUGAACUACUUUCACUUAAUACGCUUGAACUGCUGCCUUAAGCAUCUAGAGUAAAAGCCAAAAUGUAAUUAUCGCUGCCUUUCUAAAGCCCAAGAUGCAGUUCUGUUUUAAACUGAAGUUGGCACUAGCCCAGGACAUGUCAUGGUACAUACUGAGCCGCUGCAUAGCUGCAUAGUUGCUUUUGAGAUUUUUCUAGUCGUCGUUUCAUGGAAACUUCUGCAAGUUGCCAGUAUCGCUUUCUGAGGAAUCAAUCAUUAUAUAUUUAAUGUAAAAAAUUCUUAUACUAGCUAGGAGGACCUUUUGAAUUCCUUUUAUCAUUUGUAGACUCUGUAGACUUAUAAUCUAACCUUGGCAUUUUAUUCUUAAUAUGUAACUUAGCUACCCUGGAUCUUAGAAUUGCUUUCUCGGCAAUUUAUUCCAUUUCCUGAUCACUUCCUCACCCCGCAAACAAAUGACAGUGACACUUUAUUCUUAUACGUUCUUUGUUUUGGGUUUUUUUUUGCCCAGUCUAUUUUAAUUAAAUGUAUAAAUAAAAAAAUUUGUGGUGUUCUUGCCAUCAUUUGGAAACUGUGGAAGCUUUAAUCCGAGACUACGUAAUGCUUAAUUGACAAAACUGAAGGAAAAUUCUAUGAUCACAUUACUCUGAUGUUAAGUUUUAGCCCAUGCCACACUGCCUUAGGAGAUGUAUAAAACACAAGGACUGUCAUUUGGAAGUUUCAUAGGAAAGAAAAUUGCUUUUAUUUUUUUUAAA
Erinaceus europaeus (western European hedgehog) is the source of this 2263-nucleotide messenger RNA. RefSeq names its product syndecan binding protein (gene SDCBP). Gene Ontology annotation, molecular function: syndecan binding. Gene Ontology annotation, cellular component: cytoplasm; plasma membrane. The transcript has 9 exons. NCBI's taxonomy places the organism in Eukaryota, Metazoa, Chordata, Mammalia, Eulipotyphla, Erinaceidae. The record is from RefSeq and is a predicted model, not a curated record. Gene Ontology annotation, biological process: positive regulation of transforming growth factor beta receptor signaling pathway. Bases 75 to 971 code for a protein of 298 amino acids.